UCAUUUGCUUGCAGUAUUACUCAACAAUACGGUACUGUUAUGUACUUGUCCCCAAAAAAAACACGUGGUACUUUUUGGGGCUUAAAUGGUUACUCUGCAAAUUACUAAUUUUGUUUUCUCGAAAUACUUCUUUAGGUAAAAGAGAAAAAAAAUCCCUUGCUACUCAUUUCUUGAGUUUGCUUUAUUAGCUGUAUGCAGACGUUGCUGUGGCAACUGAUAAAAUCUAGUCAACAAAUAUCUGACGUCAGCAUUCAGCCAAUCAGCGACGAGUUAAAAACGCAAACUUUCGUUGCGAUCAACGCUGAAACGCGACACAAACGCGAACGCAGGUAACGGAGAAAGUGCACCAAUCAAAAGGUUGAAAAUAUACGCGACGCGCUCGUUUCUGAACGCUGCCGAAACGCAAUGAAAGAAACAUGCUGGAGAGGAAAACAGCCUGGUGUUAGGGGGCGUGGCACGGGCAGAGAGGUUGACACGAGGCUCUUGCGUAAAAGAGGCGGGGCUAGCAGAGAUGCCAAAACUUCAAACAACGUUAUGUUGAUGUAUAUAAACGCGUUCUCGUGUUGGACGCGCCGCUCCAGGUGAACGCAAAGUGUGAGGGAACGCGAUUAAGGCCACCGCAAAGCGUGCCACAGGUUCACGCGCACCAGCUACAUUUCUCUCUGUGUGUCCAUGUGUGUGUGAGAGCUGUGCUGGGGUCAGGAUGGAUGUGGAGGAGCCUGAAUCGAGUCACACGGAGGCACCGGCGCCCAAACGCAGCAGAGGUCGACCUCGCAAACCACCACAGGAGUCUCUCGAACCACCCACUCCCAGACGGCCGAGAGGAAGACCUAAAGGCAGUAAAAAUAAAGGCCAGCGUGUCACAGUCAAAGUAGAGCCACCUGGAGAGAAGAGACCUCGAGGCAGACCAAGAAAAUGGCCACAGAAAACAGCUCCUCAGGAAGAAAAGCAGCCAUCUCAUCCCGAGGUCAAAGAGGCGGAGUCAUCGGAAGACCCGCCCGCUCAGACCCCGCCUCCUUCUUUACCAUCAGAGGGGAGUGUCUAAAACUACCUCACUGAAUAUUGAGAGACGGCAUCGGUGGCGAUGCUUCAUCUCAGCUGCCUCCAUCUACACUGUACAAGUUGAAAACAUGCAGUUGGUACCUUACUACCUGAUCUGACCGUUAAAAAUGACUUUCGGUGGUGUAACUUAUCGUAAAGAGGAUGAUGCAGUCAUAUUUAAUAUUUUAUUACAUGAAUUACACUCCAAAAUACUUAUAGCUGCUCAUCAAACGUUCUCAUUGGCUGAGGAGAAAAAACUUAAGUAGUAUAAAGUUUUAAGAACUGAAAAUAAUGCUUUGCACCACUUCUGAAAUAUUAUUUUAAUUUUAUUUUUUUAUUGGCUGACAAUACCGAUUUCAGAAAUACUAUAUACAGAUCUAACUCAGAAAUACAUUCGAUUUAGUUCCAUAGGACUUGAAUUGCCACUGACAUUUAGGAUUCAGGAGCACCACCAGAUUACAAAGCAAAACAAAACAAACCAGAUAUUGGGAAGAUAUUCGCGUUGUAUUCAUUUUAUUUAAGGUUGUACUUCUCAGGAUUUGACUUCUUCUUCAACGCUUGAAAAUGACGCAUCAUUUUGAAAAUGAACAUGCAUUUUAUAAUACUUUUUAAUGUUUUAUAUCUUUUAUUGUUGUAUUUGUAAUGUUUACAGCAGGGUAAUUGGAUUGAAACAAAGCGAUGCUACUUUGUUGCUGUUAUGCAAAUAGACAAAGUGUCCUAAUACUGUUUUUAUUGAGGUUUAAUAUCAAUAAUGAUGUAAGAGUGGACAUGAAGAUGGUAAAACUCAGUACCUCAGUAUCAGAGACCUCAAUUGUAUUGUUUGCAUUUUCCAGAUAAUAUGUGAUUUCUUUUUUUUUCAUAAUUAUUUUGUAAUUCAGCCUCUGGAGUGAAACUGGCAUAUGUUUGGCACUAAAUCAUCUUUUUUAAUAUGUUAAUAUUUUCUAUUCAUCAGAAAAUAAUGUCAUAUUUACUGCUAUGAUGUUGUUAUUGUGUUGAUGCUGAAGCAGUAUUUAAACAAGAUUGAUGUACGAAGCAUCUUUUCAUCAUUAAUGAUUUACAGUACUAAAAAAUGUUAAGAUCUUUGUUUUCAGAGAUGCUAACAUCCAAACUUUUAAAGCUUCAUUAUUUCUGUUUAUUUAAAAAAAGUUUUUCAGGAGUUAUUUUAGCCAUCUUGACUCAUUUAGAUACAAUUUAUUAUCAUAGCUUACGACUUAUAGGAACUGAGUCAUGCAAAACCCCUUUUUUAAGACUAUACCGAGAUUUUAGAUCCAGUUUGGACUUUUUCAUAUUAAAAAGUGUGAAAAUGUGCCUCAUAAACGCCGGUUUCUUACAAAACAUUUUGUCUGGGAUGUUCUUACCUCUUUUUAUAUUCGUCAAAGGUCAGUAAUGAUGUCAAUUGUUUAUGUAGAUGUCCAUGAAUAAAGUGGCUGUCUCAGAUAA
Molecule: messenger RNA, 2481 nt
Organism: Paramisgurnus dabryanus
Lineage: Eukaryota; Metazoa; Chordata; Actinopteri; Cypriniformes; Cobitidae
Biological process (GO): regulation of DNA-templated transcription
Cellular component (GO): chromatin; nucleus
Molecular function (GO): DNA binding; transcription coregulator activity
Source: RefSeq, a predicted model, not a curated record